AUGAAGAGCGUGUUGCAGGAACUGGUUGGGGGGAAAGCACUUAUCUUUAUCAUUGUGCUGGGAGUGGGAGGAUCUUUUCAAAAUGGAUUUCAUCUCUCAGCAAUAAGCUCUCCAUCUCCAUACAUUCAGAGCUUUAUUAACAGCAGCUGGACGUAUCACUACGGGGAUGUUCCAGGAGAGAAGACUGUCACCUUUAUCUGGUCUACUGUGGUGGCUCUGUACGCUUUUGGAGGUCUCAUUGGCUCCAUUACUGUCAGAUACUUUACCAGUCACCUGGGAAGAAAAGGAGCCAUGCUGUUGAAUAGUGCUAUAGCAGUUGUGGCCACAGUAAUCAUGUACAUUAGCAAACCUACACACUCCUUUGAAUUGAUACUUGUAGCACGCUUCCUAUUUGGAUUCGGAGCAGGGUUGGGUUUGAAUGUACAUACCAUCUACCUUGGUGAGAGUUCACCGAAAAAAAUCAGAGGCAUGGUGACAGUCACAGCCACUACCUUUAUGUCCCUUGGUAAACUAUUAGGACAAUUUGCUGGCCUCAGGGAAAUUCUUGGCCGUGAAGAGUGCUGGAACAUUCUUCUAUGCAUCCCAGCGUUUUUUUGUGUGGUCCAGCUGGCAAUCUUGCCAUUCUUCCCUGAUGCUCCACGAUAUAUUCUGAUAGAGAAAGGCAACACUCAACAGUGCAGAAAAGCACUGCAGUGUCUGUGGGGACCAGGCGAUUAUAAGUUGGAGAUAGAGGAGAUGUUAGCAGAACAGGCAGUCAUUGGAGAGGAGCACAACAAGAGUGUGCUGGAUCUGCUGAGAGACAAGCACCUGCACUGGCAGGUCCUUUCCAUGCUGGUCAUAAACGGAUGCAUCCAGUUCAGCGGCAUCUCUGCUAUCACCGUCUUCUCUUUCAACAUCUUUUUGGAAGCGGGUAUUCCAGUGGACAAGAUCCGUUAUGUCACUCUGGGAAUCGGAGCAUCAGAAGUCCUCAUCUCCAUAACCUGUGGGCUGUUUAUUGAGAGUGUGGGGAGGAGAGCCUUGAUGUGGCGAGGGUUUGGGGGAAUGUCGGCCAUUAUGGCAUUAAUCACUGUCACCCUGUACCUAAAGGACUACAGCUCUGUGAUUCCAUACACUACUGUCAUCCUCAUUUUCCUGUUCUUUAUUUUCUAUGGGGGAGGCCCAGCUGGAGUAGCCCCAUCACUCAUCAAUGAGAUCUUCAUCCAGUCAUACCGCCCGGCUGCAUUUGUGUUUGUCGGCUUUCUGCGCUGGUUGGGAUUCACAAUGCUUGGAUUCAUCUUCCCAUUCCUUAUUGCCGCUCUGAAGUCUCUGAGCUUUGUUCUCUUCUCCUGCGUUUGUCUGAUAGCCGCUCUCUACGUCUUCUUCAUCCUUCCUGAAACAAAAGGCAAAACUCUCCUUGAGAUUUCCCAAGAGUUUGAGAACAUCAGAGCAUGUGGAUCCUCCACAGAAGAUGCCUUGUGCUUAGAGACCAAGCUGUAA
Sinocyclocheilus rhinocerous is the source of this 1476-nucleotide messenger RNA. Its product is annotated as solute carrier family 2, facilitated glucose transporter member 9-like. Gene Ontology annotation, cellular component: plasma membrane. Gene Ontology annotation, biological process: dehydroascorbic acid transport. The transcript is spliced from 12 exons. The coding region runs from base 1 to 1476 and encodes 491 amino acids. NCBI's taxonomy places the organism in Eukaryota, Metazoa, Chordata, Actinopteri, Cypriniformes, Cyprinidae. The record is from RefSeq and is a predicted model, not a curated record. Gene Ontology annotation, molecular function: D-glucose transmembrane transporter activity.